Eutrema salsugineum is the source of this 1644-nucleotide messenger RNA. RefSeq names its product protein trichome birefringence-like 24. The transcript has 3 exons. Gene Ontology annotation, cellular component: Golgi apparatus. Gene Ontology annotation, molecular function: O-acetyltransferase activity. NCBI's taxonomy places the organism in Eukaryota, Viridiplantae, Streptophyta, Magnoliopsida, Brassicales, Brassicaceae. The coding region runs from base 59 to 1357 and encodes 432 amino acids. The record is from RefSeq and is a predicted model, not a curated record.
UUGGUCGGUCGAAUAAUAUACUUACCAAUAAACAACUAACUCUGCAUAUCAUCUUCAGAUGAAGAAGCUCAAGCUGAUCUCAGUCUCUAUGAUUCAUAAGAAUGUGUUUCUCAUCAAGCUCGUCUCUCUUAUUCUGAUAACGGGUCUCGCUCUCCACAUCUUCAGUUUCCACUCCAGCGACUUUUCUCCAAUCUUUGCGUCGGUCACCGGAAAAUUCGAAGCACGGUUUCUGCCGCCGAAGAUUAUCGUGCCGGAAAACGAAGAUCUCAUUCCUCAGGAUAUCGAAAUAGAGAAAUGCAAUCUCUUCGUCGGCAAAUGGAUUCCAGAUUCAGUAGGACCAAUCUACACAAACAACUCAUGCGGCAUGCUCAUUGAUGGUCACCAAAACUGCAUCACCAAUGGUAGGCCUGACUUAGACUUUCUCUACUGGAAAUGGAAGCCUCAUGACUGUUUGCUACCACGUUUUGAUCCCCAAACAUUUCUUCAACUUAUGAGGAACAAAUCUUGGGCAUUCAUUGGUGACUCCAUUUCCCGUAACCACGUUGAAUCUCUGCUUUGUAUGCUCUAUAUGGUUGAAGAACCGGUUGAGGUGUACCACGACAAGGAGUACAGAUCAAAAAGAUGGCAUUUUCCUUUACAUAACUUAACUAUAUCCAACAUUUGGUCGCCAUUUCUAGUUCAAGCCGCUAUUUUCGAAGAUGCAAAUGGCGUUUCAACCGCUUCGGUCCAGCUACAUCUUGACAAACUCGACGAGACAUGGACCAAUCUAAUGCCAAGCCUCGACUACGCGAUUAUCUCAACGGGUAAAUGGUAUCUCAAAGCUGCGGUUUACCACGAAAACGCUAAACCGGUCGGUUGCCAUAUCUGUCCGGAGAAAUCUCGCAUGGAAGAGUUAGGAUUCGACUACGCUUACAACGCGUCGCUGAGGAAUGUCAUGGACUUCAUAGCAGAGGAAACAAACCGUAAAGGCACGGUUUUUUUCCGGACUUCGACUCCGGAUCAUUUCCAGAACGGAGAAUGGCAUAACGGCGGGACGUGUAAGCAAACAGAGCCGGUGAGUGAUGAUGAGGAGGUUGAGAUGAAGAAUGUGCAUAAGAUACUAAGAGAUGUUGAGAUUGGUCAGUUCGAGAGAGCGGUUAGAGAGAAGGCGGGUCAAGACGGUGGAAGGCUAAAGCUUUUGGAUUUCACCGGGAUGUUGCUGACCCGACCCGACGGGCAUCCGGGUGCGUAUCGACAGUUCAGGCCGUUUGAUAAAGACAGAAAUGCAAAGGUACAGAAUGAUUGUCUGCAUUGGUGCUUGCCUGGUCCGUUUGAUUACUUGAAUGAUGUUAUUUUGGAGACCAUAGUAAAUGGCUGAACCCGGACGAACAAAUUGUGAUUGGUUCAUUGCCAAUUCAUGAACCCGGAAGAAUAGAAAACCGGUUCUCUGUGAUAAUUAGACUAAUACGGACAAAAUUUGGUUCUUGGGUGCUAGCCGGUGGAGAAAGCGAGACCGGUUUGGUAGGAGUUAAAUUUUAUUUUGCAAAUACACUGUAAAAACAUUAUUUAUGUUUGUUCUGUUUGUAAAAAACAAGAAUACACGAGGUUGUGUGUAAAGAUUAUAUUCGUGAACCGGGGUUUCCUCAAAAUUAAGAGAUCAUUUGA